AAACAAUCUUUAAUCUUUGAUGUGAUUUUUCCUUUUUUAUUAAAAACAAAUGCGCGUGCCCUGUUCUCAUAAUCCCAUUUUCAGAGUUCACCAGAGAAUUUCCUUUCCUUUCUCCCCCCUUCUCAUCUUCCUCUCCAUUUCUUGUUUAUCUUCAAUAUUUUUUUCUAUUUUUUUCCCCUUCCUGAUUACUUUUUCUGACUCUUCCCAUGUGGUUAGGUUCAGUCCCCUCCGCACUGGCCCACCGAUCCUUUACUUUCCUCAGCUUUUUCCCUCUCUCUCUCUCUUCCCUGUUUGCUUUUCUUUAUCUUUUUUGAUCUGACUUCGGUUUCCGAGAAAGCACUCCAACUCUUGUUUCUUAACACCAACCAAACACCUCCCUUGUCUUUAUCCUACGCACCUUCACCCUACCCGCGCAUUUUAGGUCCAUCGUCCGGCGUGCGCACCCCUUAUCCUGUACACCUGCAGUCUAGGGUAGGAGAAUCAUUACCGUCAUUUUCUUUUGAAAUACACGUGUCUUGUUUUAAAAUACCCACGUCAGCAUCAGCUUAAGCUUUUAUCUUACUGUCUUUCUCGCUUGCUGGGGUUUCUAAUCUCUUCUUUCUUUUUUUUCUUUCCGUAAGUUUCAGCGACUGAGUCACCGAACGAGUUAAAGAAAGACGAAAGUUCAAGAACCAUGGGGUCGAUACCCGAUCCAGGCGAGUUGACCGAGUUAACUCAACCGAGUUUCGACGAGUUCCAGCGUCAGACUUCCCUGAUGACGAGCUGCACUCUUCUCUGGAAAGAACUCUCCGAUCACAUGAACUCACUCGAGCAAAACCUGAUGAGACAAUCGGAGGCCUUGAAACGCAAAAUCGAAACACUAGACUCGGAGACCAAGGCCUCCCUCGAAUCACUCAAGAAGCGUGAACUCAGCAUCGAAGACAGCGUUAAGAUCGCUAUGAACCGAGUCGAGUUCCACACUAGAGCUGCGGUGAAAACCCUUAAUGAUGACGUCGAAGACAAUCCCGACGGCGAAGUCGACGACGGAGACGGCCUUUUGCAACUCCUAAAAUCAACAUGCUUGAAAAUGGAAGCUAAAGAGUUGUGGAACUUCGUGACUGGCAAAAAGAAAGAAAUUGAUUUGUUGAGAGAGAAAAUUCCGAUAGCUUUAUCGGAAUGCGUCGAUCCGGCGAGGUUCGUUAUGGAGGCCAUAUCGGAGGUGUUUCCGAUAGAUAAAAGAGGGAAUGAGAGAGGGAAUGAUUUAGGAUGGGCUUGUGUUUUGAUUCUGGAAAGCUUGAUUCCGGUGGUGGUUGAUCCAGUGAUCGGAAAAUCGAGGAUGCUGGUUACGCCGAGUGUGAAGGAGAAGGCGAAUGAAAUCGCAGAAACGUGGAAAAAGAGCCUUGAAGAGAGAGGAGGGAUUGAGAAUGUUAAGACUCCAGAUGUUCAUACCUUUUUGCAACAUUUGGUUACGUUUGGGAUUGUUAAGAAAGAGGAUCUGGAGCUUUAUAGGAAGCUUGUUGUUGGUUCUGCUUGGAGAAAACAAAUGCCUAAACUUGCUGUUUCCCUUGGCCUCGGUUAUAAAAUGCCUGACAUGAUUGAAGAAUUGAUCAGUAAGGGACAGCAGCUUGAUGCAGUUCAUUUCACUUAUGAAGUUGGCCUUGUGGACAAGUUCCCCCCUGUACCUCUGCUGAAAGCUUUCUUGAGGGAUGCAAAGAAGGCUGCAUCUUCUAUUUUAGAAGAUCCCAAUAAUGUGGGCAGGGCUGCGCAACUUGCUGCACGCAAAGAGCAAUCAGCACUGCGGGCUGUCAUCAAGUGCAUCGAAGAGUACAAACUUGAUGCUGAGUUUUCACCUGAAAACCUCAAGAAACGCCUUGAGCAGCUAGAGAAGACUAAGACUGAGAAGAGAAAGCCAGCUGCAGUCCCUGCUAACAAACGAACCCGGGCUAGUAACGGUGGUCCAAUGCCUCCAGCUAAAGCUGGACGUUUGAUGAAUGCAUAUGUCUCCUCUUUUCCUGCACCUCCUGCAUUUGUCAGGUCUCCCUCACACACACAGUAUCCUGCUGCAGUCCCAGCAUACCCAUCACCACCUGCCAUGUACGGAAGCAGGAGCCCACCCACCAAUCCCUAUGCCUACCCACCAGAAGCAGCCCCUCCUCCCCUUGCGGGUUCUUACCCUGGAGCUCCCAUGAACUAUCCUGCAUAUGGGGGUUAUGGCAAUGGUUUGGCACCAGCUUAUCAGCAGGCUUACUACCGAUAGACAAUGACGACUCUGGAGAGAUGGUAACCACUGAUAUAAUGACUAUCAACCAAUCCAAGUUUCUUUCUGAAUGGUUUGUAAUCACUAACCGUUUUAAUGGUAGCGAUGUCUGUGUGUUAAUUAUAACUGUUCUGCUUCUUGCUUUGCCAUAGUGAGAAGCUGUAUUUCUAAUGUUGAUUAAACUUUAGUACUAGGUGAUUGUGGAGUAAUCACGAUGGAAGUAUAACAAUGUCUAAACUCAAGACAAGCAUGUAGGAUUAGUUGUAGAAAGAUGUUAUUCUGUUU
Molecule: messenger RNA, 2521 nt
Organism: Durio zibethinus
Lineage: Eukaryota; Viridiplantae; Streptophyta; Magnoliopsida; Malvales; Malvaceae
Product: FRIGIDA-like protein 4a
Source: RefSeq, a predicted model, not a curated record